CAAGAGGUCUGCAAAUUCUCACUUUCUCGGGAAAAUCCCAUGUUUUCCCACGUUUCAUCGCUAAGAUAGAGAGAGAGAGAGAGAGAGGGAUGGAUCCGGAGCAGACGUUCAUACGCGUGCAAGAGAGGUUCUCGCAGAUGCUGAGGCCCAAAGUGAGAGCUGCUUUGGAGUACUUUUACCUUUUCGUCGCCAUCACCCUGUUCUCCAUUCUCGUUGUUAUGCACGCCAAUUACGUUCAGCAGCCUGGCUGUUCAAGUGAGCUCUCUAGAGUUGAAAUAACAGAAGCCCAGCUUAUCCAAAUUAAGAUAACUAGUGCAGGGUUGUGGUCACAGAAUGAGUCUGAAUCUAAUGCGAUAGACUUCCCUAAUAUGGUAACUGCGAAGGAGAAAUUAGAAGGUGCAAAUGUGGAUGGAGAAGGAUUGACAUUUUUGGCUGCGAAGUUUUGGCUAAAUUGGAUUGGUUCUGGAGCUAGAAGGGACAAACUAGCAUGGAAGUUCUGGAAGACUGACAAUGAACUUCUUGAGCAGCAAGCAGAACUGUCAGUGAGCAGUCAAAGCCCUAAGCAAACAGUAGAUGAUGCAGCCACGAAAAUUGAUAAAGAGGAACGACGUAGUAGUUUCCCUGUAUCUGCUAGAGAGACAUUUAAAGCAGCAAUAUUUCACUUCGGCAAAAAGUGGUACAAGCGUCUACUAUUCAUUUGGAGACAUGCAAUGCAGGUCAUUAGAAGUUUCUGGAAACUGUGGAAUCUUGCAGGAAUACAUUUAAAUAUUGACAUUCCCAAGUGGUUGCAUAUACUUCAUUUGGACCGGCUUAAUUCAUAUGCAGUGCAAUGGCUUGAGAAUAGAUGCAAAGCCUUUGAACCAACUUAUAUAUACACUAUGGAAAAGGGAUAUUUCUUGCUACCUGAAGGAGCUAAGUCUCGCCAUAAUAUUCGUACUGUUAACAUUAGCAUAUCAGCUCGGCAUUCCUGUUUUGGAAACAGGUGGCAGCAACUCCUCAUAAACAGAAUUGUCGGAUAUGAUACUAUUUUGAUGAAUAGUUUAUUGACUUCUCCUGGUCAAGGGUAUCUUUAUAAUUAUCAAACAAAGGAGUUUUAUAAUCUUAGUUAUGCACAAGUACCCCCAGAAGGUCCUGCAAGAUUUGGAGACUACCUUGUGACAAAAUGCGGUGUGCUUAUGAUGUCGCUGUUUGUGUUCUUUACGACCACAAUGUCAGUUUCAUUUACAUUGAGAGAGACACAGACCCGCAUGCUGAAGUUUACAGUGCAGCUUCAACACCAUGCCCGGCAUCGGCUUCCAACUUUUCAGUUGAUCUUUGUCCAUGUAAUUGAAUCACUUGUCUUUGUACCGAUUAUGAUUGGUAUCCUAUUUUUUCUGUUCGAAUUUUAUGAUGAUCAGUUGUUGGCUUUUAUGGUCCUGAUUCUUGUUUGGCUGAGUGAACUCUUUACCCUUAUCAGCGUCCGGACACCAAUAUCAAUGAAGUUCUUCCCUCGCUUCUUUUUGCUCUACUUUCUGGUUUUUCACAUUUAUUUCUUUUCCUAUGCUUAUGGUUUUUCAUAUUUGGCUCUGUCUACUGCUGCAGCAUUUAUGCAGCACCUCAUUCUAUACUUCUGGAACCGUUUCGAGGUACCUGCUUUACAAAGGUUUAUGCAAAACCGUCGAUCACAGCUUCAGCAGCAUCCAGACUUCCACAUUACCUCCUCAACCAUCCUUGCGUCGACUUUACACAUCACAAGAUUGAACACAAGGAAUCCUGGUUCGGUUAACACAGACUUGACCUCUGGGACUGGUUUGAGACAUGGAUCUGACCCAGUGGUGCCAGCCAAUGCAGGAGUAGAUGUUUCUGGGCUUCAGGAACAAUCAGAAAGCGAAAACGGGGCAGGGAACCCAAUGCAGAUGGCUGGACAACCUAAUCUUCAGCAAGCAGAUAAUGGUCCCAACCCUGGGGCUAUGAAUUCGUUCAGUUCGCUUUUGUUAUGGAUCUUAGGAGGCGCCUCUUCUGAAGGCUUCAACUCAUUCCUUUCCAUGUUCAGAGAUGUGAGAGACCAAGGACAGGUUUUUGCUGAAUCCCCUAGGCGAGACAACCGUGCAAAUCAAAAUGUGCAAUAGUGUUGGAACACUAUCUUUAAAGGAGAUUUGCUUGUUUAUUAGUGUUAGAUUGUAGUGCACGUUCAUGUUUAAUAGCAUAGCACAGGGUUUUACUGGAUCUACUUGUUUGUACAGAAAUGAUAGAUAUACAUAUGUUGGAUAUGUUACUUGUUAGAGGCUAAACCCUGUUAAUUCGUCCGUGUAAGCAAAAAAGAACAAGAAAAUCAAAGAAAAUGUCUACAUUGCAUGUCUUGCAUUCACAUUACAUACAAUGGAUAGUACAUGACUGUAACAUAUUGUUUGGGAUGCAAUGUUAUUGAAUCCUGUACUAUAUUUUACCUCUUCAA
Corylus avellana is the source of this 2434-nucleotide messenger RNA. Its product is annotated as S3 self-incompatibility locus-linked pollen protein. NCBI's taxonomy places the organism in Eukaryota, Viridiplantae, Streptophyta, Magnoliopsida, Fagales, Betulaceae. The record is from RefSeq and is a predicted model, not a curated record. Gene Ontology annotation, biological process: response to endoplasmic reticulum stress; positive regulation of ERAD pathway. Gene Ontology annotation, cellular component: endoplasmic reticulum.